AUUAAUUAAACGCUUAUUUAUCCUUUCUUAGCUUGUAGGGUUUUUCUCUCCCCCUUCUCUCUCUCUCUCUCUCUCUCUUCCCCCGAAACCCUCAUUCCUCAAUUCUAGGGAUUGAAUCCGCCAUGGACGCGCAGAGGAGAGCCCUCGACGAACUAAUGGGAGCUGCUCGAAAUCUGACGGAGGAGGAGAAGAAAGGUUUCAAGGAGAUCCGAUGGGACGAUAAGGAGGUUUGCGGAGCUUUCAUGGUUCGAUUUUGCCCUCACGAUUUGUUCGUCAACACCAAGAGCGAUCUCGGACCGUGCCCUAGAAUCCACGAUCUGAAGCUCAAAGAAAGUUUUGAGCAGUCUCCUAGACAUGAUUCCUAUGUCCCCAGAUUUGAAUCCGAACUCGCAGAGUUUUGUGAGAAGCUGGUGAUGGAUUUGGACAGAAAAGUUAGGCGUGGUCGUGAGCGGUUAGCCCAGGAGGUUGAGGUAACACCUCCCCCGAUUCCAUCUGAAAAAUCUGAACAGCUCUUAGUUUUAGAAGAGAAGAUCAAGAAACUUUUGGAACAAGUCGAAGCUCUUGGUGAAGCUGGAAAGGUUGAUGAGGCGGAGGCCUUAAUGAGGAAGGUGAUAUACAUUCACUUAUUAUGUCUUCAUAUUAUGAUUCAUUCAAGAGACAAAGCACUCAUGCUUACCCAGGAGAAGAAGAUGGCUCUUUGUGAGACAUGUGGUUCAUUCCUUGUAGCCAAUGAUGCUGCUGAGAGGACACAGUCUCAUGUGACUGGGAAGCAGCACAUUGGAUAUGGGAUGGUACGAGACUUCAUCAGUGAGUUCAAGGCAGCAAAGGAACAACAGAGACUUGCAAGGGAAAAGGAGGCAGAAGAGCGGAGAAAGCAAAGAGAAAAGGAAUACGAAAAUAGAGAACGGGAGAGGGAGCGGGAGAGGGACCGAGACCGACAUGGGGAACGGGGACGUGGUGAGCGGGAAAGAUCCCGGGAAUGGAGUGGCAGAGGGAGCAGAGAAGGAGGAAGAGGUUCUGAUUGGAGACACAAUCAAUACAAAAACGGGAGGGACUGGGAUAGAGACAGAAACCGAGACAGGAAUCGUGGAAGAAGCAGGUCCCGUUCUCCUGUUAGACACGGGCACAGAAGGUUGUCAAGAAGCCCGGUUCGGCCAUAUUAAGUGAUAGUGUAGAUAGUUUGUCUCAGUUCUAAACUCUGAAGAGGUAGACCAUUUCGUCUCUUCUUUCUUUCUUAAUUUGAGUGCCACUUUUGUUAAAACUCUGCCUGCUGUUGUAACAGCUCUGAUGAAUGAUUCGGUCUUCCUAUAAAAGGGAAAAACUGAGGUAGGUACAAUUUAUCGUUACCAUAGUUUGAUUUGAAUGGUAGAUUUCUUAUAUCUCUGGUUCUUGUCCUUGGAGUUAUAUUUGUGGGUUUGCAUGUUGCAUCUUUAAGUUAAGAUGGCAGAUCCAGAGUCAUUUUAUGUAUGCUGAAGAUGUGCUGGGAGGUGAUUACUAUUCAACAGCUUGUUGAAGGGUUGAAGUCACCUGUGACCGUGGGCUUUUCAAUCUUCAGUAUGUUCAUCUGUUGGUGGACCAUAACUUCAAGUAAAUCUUGUUAGCUCAACUUAUCUCCCUUUAAAGAGGUCAACGAAACAUUACGUUCUUCCUUUAUUUACUCCCCUUUGAUGAGAGUGACAUUCUAGCCUUGUCUUGCUUCAUCUAGACUCUUUAAAAUCCCUCAGCUUUGAAGGGCUAGAAGUGACGGUUGAUAUGCGCAAUCUGACGGAUGAUUUUUGUGACAAAUGUAUUGGGGGGAGGAAGAGUGGGGGAAAAAAAAAAAGAGAAGAGUUGCAGGUUUUGGGAUAAUUUGGAAUAUGUAGUGUGGGUAUUGCAGAUAGUGUUGUCUGCUAUAAUUUUGAUUCGUUUUGUUUGGAACAGUAGUACUGCAAUAGCUGCAUAUUCGUUUAGAUACAAUUGGCUGCGUUUUCUGAUU
Molecule: messenger RNA, 1975 nt
Organism: Asparagus officinalis (garden asparagus)
Lineage: Eukaryota; Viridiplantae; Streptophyta; Magnoliopsida; Asparagales; Asparagaceae
Product: luc7-like protein 3
Exons: 8
Coding region: 123-1163 (346 amino acids)
Biological process (GO): mRNA splice site recognition
Cellular component (GO): U1 snRNP; U2-type prespliceosome
Molecular function (GO): mRNA binding
Source: RefSeq, a predicted model, not a curated record